Glycine soja is the source of this 1484-nucleotide messenger RNA. RefSeq lists its product as uncharacterized. NCBI's taxonomy places the organism in Eukaryota, Viridiplantae, Streptophyta, Magnoliopsida, Fabales, Fabaceae. The coding region runs from base 435 to 1445 and encodes 336 amino acids. The transcript is spliced from 8 exons. The record is from RefSeq and is a predicted model, not a curated record. Gene Ontology annotation, cellular component: chloroplast.
ACAUUUAUCAUAUUAUUUUUUGUGAAUUUAGUUAUUUACCUGAGAAAAAUCAUAAUGUUUAUCUUCAAACGGAUCCGGGUCGGGUACGGGUACUUCCUGGACCGGCCCAAAACGACAUUAGCGUUUCACGUUUUGUUCAUCAUCAAUCCUGAUACCAAGCUUCUCGUCACCGCCAUUCACCCGUGUGUGUUACCUUUGAUUAUAAAUUUUUUAAUAAAAGUUUAUAUUCAUUUGACGUUUUGUUCUUCACCAUUGAAUCAUUAUAGCAGGUUCUCUUGAAAGAAAGUCUUGUAAUUUUUUUGUAACAAAUUACAAUUAGAGACUUUGGCUCCGUGGUUGAAUUUCUGAUAUAUUUUCACAAGCUUGAUUCUUUAGGCGUGUUGCCAACUGAGCCAUUAGGACUUCAAUUAAUUUGCAUUGUAUUGGAAAGACAAAUGGCGUUGUUGAGAAGAUAUGCUACUGCUAGUGCUAUUGCAUUGUUUGUGCUUUUGCUGUUGUUGGUUACUUGCAACCUUAACAUGGCUUCGGCCUUGUCCGGAGGCGUGAUGGGAGGGAAUUUCUUUGAUUCGGAUUCAGAGUCUUCCUCCUCAGAAUCGUACACCAGGGAUUCAGAAUCAUACAGAAUGGGACAUCAUCAUCAUCAUUAUUAUAAUGAUGAUGCCCCUUCUCCUGACACUCCGGCCGCAAAGGGAAGUCACAGUGGACUCAUGUUUUUUCUGAUUUUCGUAUUGGGUAUGUUUUUGGUUUCAUUCUAUAAAGGCAGCACUGGAAAUUCAGUUACUGUGCUCAAGCUUCAGGUUGCAAUGUUGGGUGGUGGGAUGGGAAGCACAAUACAAAGGGAUCUAACCAGGAUUGCAGAAACUGCAGAUACAUCCUCUCGGGAUGGUUUGACCUAUCUAUUGACAGACACAAUACAGAGUUUGGUUCGACAUCUUGGUAACUGUAUUGCAGGAUAUUCAUUUGUGGAUCUAAAGCGGAGUAAAGAGGAUGGGGAGAAAUACUAUAACCAACUAUCAAAUGAAGAAAGGGCCAAAUUUGAUGAAGAGACAUUAGUUAAUUUGAACAACACAGAAAAGAGAAGUACAAAAAUCCAGAGUGAUGUGUUUAGCAAUGUAUACUCAAUGUUUGAUGGAAAGGGGAUUAAAGAGGAAAGCAAAAAAUUUGAAGAAGAGAAACUUCUCAACGAGAUUGGUUCCGAGUACAUAGUGAUAACAAUCUUGGUAGCUGCUAAAGGAGCACAUAAGCUUCCUAACAUCAAUGGAACUAAAGAUUUGAAGGAGGCUUUGCAAAAGCUUAGAACCCUUCUCUCAAGCAAAUUAUUAGCUGGCAAGGUAUUAUGGACCCCACAAAAUGAGGAUGACACUCUUUCAAAACGAAAACUACUUGAAGACUACCCUCAGUUAGCAAGAAGCAUGACAAACUUUCUGGUUAAGAAACAUGAAUGAAAGAAAUGGGCAAUGUUUGGUCACGUUGUGUUAAAUUAU